GCAGCGGUAAUGUAUCGAACGGUGGUGAAUCGCAACCUUCUUAGCGGAGGAGGACGCCGCCUCCUCCUUCACCCUGAUAUGAGAACAGUCAUUGUCUCCUCUCGGUUUUCCACCACAACAGAAAGUCAACCGAUUCCUAAUCGAGCCCAUAAUCCACCUGAUUCUUCCACGUCAUCGUCUUCUUCGACGGGUUUCCAGCAAUCAUCCGUGGCUGGGGAUGUUCCGCGUCAUGAUAGGAAGAACCCGAGAGCCGAGUACGAAGGGGAGCAAGCUCGGGUUCUUCAAGCCUCACUACGACACGUCGUCCGUACAUCGAUUAAUUCUGCACAUCCGUUGAAUGUUUCAACAAGUUUUAAGCAGCGGGCAAUGCUGGUUGAUGAAAUCUGGCAUGCAGCCGGUGAUGAGACUUCCGAUCUAGAUUUGUAUGUGAAGCGCACUGUUCUUGGGGGGAUAUACUCAACAACAGAGAUUUACAUGCUGACCGACAGCUCCCCAGAGUUCCGGGAUACAUGUCUGUUCUUGGAUAAUCGAGUGAAAGAUGCUUUCGAUUUGAAGAAGACAAUUCAGGAGGCAAAGUAUUUGGCAGAAGCUGUUGGUGCUGGAAUGGUUAGCUCUUUGCAGGGUUUUGUUGGUAAAGAGCUUCAGAGAUAAAAGCUCGAGUCAAGACAGUUCUUUAUAAUUGUACGACUCGCUUCAGAUACGAGAUUACGCUCGAUGAGCUAUAAAAACUAGUAGCUAUCAAGCUUAGUAUUUAUCACUUGGCACAAGCUGUUAAGUUUAGGUUUCAUAACAAGUUUAUAGCAGGGCUUUAGUGCAUCAACCACGAUCCUUGAUUCAUCUCCUUGGCAAUUGAUUGAACAUAAAUUUGUAGAUGCAAGCGUAGUUAUCAUUUGUUAACAGGAUACUGUUGCUUCACAAUUUAUAUGAGACUAUAUUUACUUAUAAUAAAGCAUCUUUUGGUUGUUUACA
Molecule: messenger RNA, 969 nt
Organism: Hibiscus syriacus
Lineage: Eukaryota; Viridiplantae; Streptophyta; Magnoliopsida; Malvales; Malvaceae
Product: ubiquinone biosynthesis protein COQ9, mitochondrial-like
Exons: 4
Coding region: 10-651 (213 amino acids)
Biological process (GO): ubiquinone biosynthetic process
Cellular component (GO): mitochondrial inner membrane
Molecular function (GO): lipid binding
Source: RefSeq, a predicted model, not a curated record